AUGCCUCUUUCAAGACAACAACAACAACAACAAACUGGACCACCACAACAUGCGCAACCAAGAUUUCAAUCCAUGGAUCCCAUGCAACAACGACAACUUGUGGCGGACAAAUUGAUGAAGGAUUGUCACUCUAAAACUCAUUUAGAUCAAAGGAAUAAUAGAACCGUCAUUGAAACCUCAUAUCAAACCCAUUUAAUGGUUAAAGAAUUUUCAUCAUAUCCUGAUAAAGCUCCUCCUCCCAAUGUACCCCUUGGAUCAAUAAAGACAAGAGUAUUGGUACUUUGUAUGAAAUAUAGUGGAAGAGUGUUAUUACAAAAGGGGAAGUUGAAUGAAGAACGGAAUCUUUAUCAAAUUGGAAGAACUUGGGAUUUAGAUGAAUUAAAAUCAGUUACGAAAUUAGCUAAUAAUGGAUUUAUAUUAUCGUUAAAUAAAGUUUAUUUCUGGGAAGCUAGUGAAAAUCCUGAUUUAGUGUUUAAAUUCCUUAGAUCAUUAGUGGAAAGUUUUGGUCAAUUUACCGGUAAAUAUCCUCAAUUAGUAGGGUUAACUCCUGAAAGUUUACAAUUACCUCCAUUAAGAAAUGGUAGAAAUGGAAGUACUCUGAGUCCUUUACAACAACCUCAAGCACCAUUACAACUGACACCAGUUCAAGCUCCUCAACAACCGGCCCAACAAGCUCGAGCAGGGUCUAAAGUUGAAGAUCCUUAUAAAGAUUAUGAUUUCACAUCUAAUGGUAAAUUACCUAUGAAACCAAUGAAAGUAUUACUGGUGGAUAGAACAAAUGCUAGUCCUUCUACUUCAAGCUAUGAUCUAUCAAAAACUACUCCAAGAACUUCAACUGGUUCAAGUCAUCCUUAUCGUAAUAAUUCAUUAUAUGAACAAUCAAAUACAAGUCAAACCAGUAGUGAUGCUCAUAGUUUUGUGUUUGGUGAGGCUCCAUCUCAAUCACAAUCAUCAAUUCCUAAUUCAAUAAGAGAAGAAUCUCCCGAACGUAAAAUUCAUGAAUAUGCUAAACAAGCUAGUAACUCUCCGUUAAGAAAAUACAAAUCAUUGAUUGAUCCACAACCAUCAAGGACAUCAUCUCAAUCACAUGAAAAUGAAAAUCUCGAAUCUGCUGCUGCAUUAGGUUUGAAAUUACAACAGCAUUUAGAAUCAGGUGAAGAUCUUCCUAUUAUCAAGAAGACUACCUCUCAACAAAAACAACUACAAGAGAAUCAAUUUGUGAAAGAUUUUGCUCAUACUAUUCCUGAAACUCAACCAUUAAAUAAAUCAGCUAGAAGUUCCUUAAUUGGUAAAUCACCCGAUUUUGGUAUUGAAGAAAUAACAGAUGAAAGUGAUACUGAAGAAACAAAAUUAGCCAAAUCAGCUUCAACUUCUUCAAAAAUUAAACCAUUAUCAAGAUCAAAUUCUCAAAAAUUAUUAAACUCAAGAAUCGUUCCUCCAAAAAUAAGACAACAAUCUAUUGAUAAAGGAUUAGGUAUAAAUGCCAGCAAUAGUAAUAAUAGUGUCAUUCCUGAUGAUCCACUUAAUGCAUCUAUGCAAGAAUUACAAAACAUGCUUGAUAACCAAUUGAAUUUCAAUAAAGUUAAAGAUAUACCAGUGGUAGACGAUGAUGAUGAUGAUGAUGAUUUAAAUAAAGUCCCAUCUCAAUUCCCUCCUGUUCAUAAAAGAGAUUUUUCUUAUGAUGAAGCUUAUCCAGAUUCUCAUGAACAAGAACCAUCAUUAAACGUGGCUAAGAAAGAUGGUAGUGUCAUUCCAUUAACCAAUGAACUGUUGAUAAAAAUUGAUAAAGAUAAUGAUGCUGAAGAUUUCUUUGAUGAUGCCAAUUGGUCCAUAACUGAUAACAGUGAUUCUAUUAUUAAAAAGUUAACUAAGGAAUUGAAUAAGGUUAAAAUGCAAAAUGUUGAUGUAUUGAUGGAUAUAAAUUUCGGUAAUAGUACCAUUGCCAAGGAUGCCAAUACUGCUAUGAGUGAAGUACAAAAUUUAAGUCAUAUUUUUAAGAAAUUAGAAAUUGAUUUUAGUAAAAUUACUCCUGAAAUCAAUGCUAUUGAAACUGAUUCUCAAGGUUUACAAGUUAAAUCAAUUAAUAAAAAGAUUUUAUAUAAUGAUUUAAAGAGUAUUUUACAAAAAGUUAAGAUUGAUCCUCAAGAUUUGAAAUUCAUUGCUUCAUUUGAAGAAUUUGAUAGAUUACCUAAAGUUGAAGUUCUUGAAUCUAAAUUAUUAGAACUUUAUAAUGCAUCCAGUACCAUUAAAGAUGAUGAAGAAAAUGAAAGUUUAAGUUCAAUUAAAGCGCUUAAACAAUAUCAAUCCAAUUAUGAAGUGGUUGGAAAGAAAUUUAUCAAACAUGCUCUUGGAUAUCUUUCUAUUCAAUUUAAAAAUAUUGUCGAUAAAUUCAGUGCUAAUUUGGAUCGUUUCACUGCUCAUUUAUUAUUACGAGAAUUAAGUGGGUUAACCGUUUAUUCUGGUAUAACGUAUUUCAUUAAAGAAAUUGGAUCAGUUGAAUUCUUAGAAUUUAAUCAAUUGGUAAAUUCAUUAUUUUCUCGAUUCUUUGAUCAAUUCAUUAAUAAUAAAUUAAGAAAUCAUGGUAGUCUUACUUAUUCAUCUACAUCAACUACCGCCAGUCUUAAUCUUUCUCAAUCAUUGGAUGAAACUGUUCCAUUAAAACAAUCAAGAACAUUAAGAUUAUCUAAAAAGAUGAGUAAAUUUAGUGGAAUUGGUCAUGAUCAAGUUGAAGAAAAGAAUGAACAAAAACUUGAAUCAUUAAGAAGAAGUGCCUCUAUGAAAUUAGGUCAUGGUAUUGAAGAUCCAAAGUUUGUUAUUCAAGUGAUUGAAGAAUCAAAAGAUUUAAUUGCUUUGGUACAAUAUUUCAUUAUGGUAUUUUUCCAUAUUGAUAAAGAUUCAGUCGAUUUCACCGAUUAUUUACAUGUUCAUUCUUAUGAUGAAAGAAUGAGAUUGGCUGAUGAAUUACCUAGUAAAUCGAUAGAAUCAUUAGAAGACGGAAAGAUUCAUUCAUCAAUUGAAUUGAUUCAGAAUUUAACUUCACUUUUUGGUCUGUACAUUAAUAUCCAUAUUAAGAAACUUAAUCCCGUUGAUCUUAAUGUGCCGGUUAUUUUACUUUAUUUGGAAAAUGUAGGUAAUGGAUUACAAAAUUCAAAUCAAGUUUAUCUUAAGAAUAAUUUCAUUGAUAAAUUUAAAACUAAAAUAUUGGAUGAUUGGAAUAAAUUCAUUCAAACUCAAAUUGAUCUGUUGAAUAAUUCAAUUAUUGUGGCUAAAAGUGGAAUUUUACAACCAGUUAAGAAUAUCAAUCAAUUAUUAUUAAUCACUGAAGCUUCAUUAGAAAGUCAUCAGUAUGAAUUAAGAGGUAGUAAAGUAAGAGAAUUGGUUGAUACAUCAUAUAAACAAAUUACUGAUGCUUUAGUUCAUUUAUUUAUGAGAGAUGAUCCAUUACUUAAAAAGAAUGAACUUGAUGAUAAAGAAAGAGAACAUAGAAAUGUCACUAUACUUCAAAACUUGUAUUAUAUAUUAGAAGAAUUAACAUCUAUUUCAAGAUCCAAUUCUACUAAGACUAUGAAACUGAGAUUAGAUACGAUCUUUAAUAAUGUGGAAGAAAGUUAUUUCCAAAGAUUAUUGCAUAAAAAUAUUGGUAAAUUAAUUGAAUUUGUUACCAAUUAUGAAUCAUUAGAAAAGAUGAGUAGUGGAUCAAGUAAUAAGAAGUAUAAUAAAAAGUAUGUCAAAUCAUUAUUAACUAAUUAUACCUCAAAAGAACUUCAAGUUAAAGCAGGAGAAAUUUAUCAUAAAUUAGAGAAACAUUUCAUUACAGGUGGAGAUAUGUUUGAAAAGGACUUGUUAGAAAAAUUAUGGCAAGACAUGGAACAAGAAUUCAUUGAUUAUAUUACAAGAUUAAACAAAAUCAUUAGAAAUGAUUUUGAUAGAGAUAUUGAUUAUGGUAUUGGUAGACAAGAAAUCCAUGUUAUAUUUAAAUCUAUUCAUUAA
This is a messenger RNA of Scheffersomyces coipomensis, 3990 nucleotides long. RefSeq names its product GTP-Rho binding exocyst subunit (gene SEC3). Gene Ontology annotation, biological process: Golgi to plasma membrane transport; exocytosis. Gene Ontology annotation, molecular function: phosphatidylinositol-4,5-bisphosphate binding. Bases 1 to 3990 code for a protein of 1329 amino acids. Gene Ontology annotation, cellular component: plasma membrane; exocyst. The transcript has a single exon. Lineage: Eukaryota; Fungi; Ascomycota; Pichiomycetes; Serinales; Debaryomycetaceae. The record is from RefSeq and is a predicted model, not a curated record.